This is a messenger RNA of Melitaea cinxia (Glanville fritillary), 2687 nucleotides long. RefSeq names its product YEATS domain-containing protein 2 (gene D12). Lineage: Eukaryota; Metazoa; Arthropoda; Insecta; Lepidoptera; Nymphalidae. Gene Ontology annotation, cellular component: NuA4 histone acetyltransferase complex. Gene Ontology annotation, molecular function: histone binding. Gene Ontology annotation, biological process: regulation of transcription by RNA polymerase II; chromatin remodeling. The transcript is spliced from 10 exons. The record is from RefSeq and is a predicted model, not a curated record. The coding region runs from base 16 to 2670 and encodes 884 amino acids.
GAUAAUUGGAUAAAAAUGGAUCAUAAGGAAGAGUAUCAUGAUCCGGAUUAUCCCGAAAUGCCUGUUAAUGUAAAGGAAGAGGCGCCGAUCAUCUCUGAAGAGGAUAAAAUUGAAAAGAUAAAACAAAUUAUACAGCGCGAAUUUAGAAACGAAUUAAACACGAGAGAAAACGAAGUAAAGCUUAUAGAUCAAAGAAUGACUUCCGCGAGAAGAUAUCUCCAUCAAGUAAGAUACGCGCUCGUAAAUAACUACUACAAGGAUCAAAAACUACAACUGACCGGGAGUCAGAUAGAAGAUGACAUCGCUCAGCAGACUGAACCCAGGGCGAGAUCUGAAGUUUCGUCGAUUCUCCGAGAAAGUCAGCGCCGCCUACAUCCGUCGGUCCGGAAGCUCCUCGGCAAACAGACUGUCAAUAUAGAAGAGAUAUUCAGAUCGAGGGAACCUAGGAAUAAAUCUAGGAUUAAUUAUUCUACUAUGGUACAGCCAAAGAACGUAACAAUAUCCGCAGACUCAACAGUGUCUCUACGUCCUCCAAGCAUAGAGAAUGUAAAAGAAGACGAGCCUUGCUCCAGCAGACCCAAGAAGGUACCUCGCCAUCUCGAUCCUAAGAUCAGUAAUGUGGUCACUCUUGAUGAGAUCACGAGAAACAAAAAGAAGCAUAGGUUUAGGAUUAUUAUAGGUAAUACAUCGAAAUACGCGCCCCCGGCUUCCCGUCUAGAUCGUUCGACCCACAAGUGGCUACUAUACGUGCGUGGCCCACCGUCCCACCCGGAUCUGUCUCGCGUGAUAUCCGCUGUAGACGUCCAGCUACACCAUUCGUACGCUCCACACCACACUGUACAUAUAGACAAGCCCCCCUUCCAGGUGUCCCGGAGGGGGUGGGGAGAAUUCCCAGCUAGAGUCACCCUCCACUUUCCGCUACCAGACCGGAACCGGCCCGCAACCGUUUCUCACACUAUCAAGCUGGACAGACACUACACUGGCUUGCAGACCCUCGGUGCUGAAACAGUAGCAGACGUGUGGCUAUACAGUACGCCGGAAAUGCUAGAAUUUGAAUACAAAGCUGAUGACGAACAAACCGUCCAACCUGAGAAACCGCCGCAGCAAAUAAAACAAGAGGAACCACAGGACGUACCGAUGUUAGAUCCUGAUGAAUUAAAAGAAACACAAAACGAUAGCUGGCUAGACUUCUUUGCAAAAGACACAACAGAAGUUAACGUUGAUGAAAUGUUCGUUAAGAAUAUAAAGAAAGAAAUACAAGACAGAGAGACAGAGAACACACAAACGAACGAACAGAUAAUAUCGAACGGAGUCGAACAUGAUAUUGAAACUAAAGAUAUAAAGAUCGAAGCUCCUCCAAUAGAAGAUUCAAAUAAACACAAAAAACGUAUAAUGAAAUAUAUGGAACCGACGACCAGAAAAAUAUAUUAUCUAGAAGUUGACAGAGAUCUGGAUCUAUCUAAAGUUCAAGAAAUAGUCAUAAAUUCUCAGGGUGAAAUGCAGACGGCUAAAAUAAGUCCGAUCAAAUCGAACGGCUUGAAACAUGUUAAGAAAAAACCUGUGUCGCUAUUGAAGCCGGAGAUCAAGAAUCAGUUGAAGAGAAACGUUGAAUCGGAUAAGAUUGUGAGAAAUAAAUUUCAUCACAUAGAAAACGAUCAUUGUUACUUAGCGACAAGUUGGACGAUACAAGAGAGGAAAGUUGGCGAAGUUAAAAGUGAAUCCGUUUGUGAUAAGCUUAAAACUGUUUUGACGAGGUUUUCUUGCGCCAGAGUGAUUGUUAGUUAUUUGUUGAAGAAAAUACCUUUAAUAAACACGGAAGCGAGGAAUCCGAAUUUUGUCCAGUGUUUGCCGUUUGUUGUGGACAGCGAUGAGAAGUAUUGGAAAUUGGAUUUCGCUAAACGGAGAAAUAUGGAGUGGUCCAGAGCAAAGUUAAUCAACAAAAUGUUAACCGAACGCUUCGAAACCGAUCCGACAAAAAUUUGGAGAACAAAACAGAUUCUAUUAUUCUCUAGACUGCACGGCUACUACCCAGUCAGACCAGAUAUUGUUAAAAGGGAACCGGAAAUGGAAACAAACGAAUGGUCAUCUUGGAACGAUCUGGAAAAUUCCAGACAACUGGAAUCCAAUAUCCGGAAACUUUAUCCCAAUCCAUCGGAUAUAUGCAGCUUAUCUUUGUUCAAUAGUGACGAAUAUGUUGAAAGAGAUUCAACGGAAUCGUUUGAUUUGUGUGAUACGGAUGAAGAAAUUGAUAUAAUGAGUACGGAUCAGCCGGUAAAAGUGAAAAGUGUUAAAGAUGAAACUAAUGUUGAUUUAAUUCCGUUGCCCGUGGAUAAAGAUGAGAAAUUGAGGUUCUUCUAUGUGGAGAAAGUUUGUUCGGACAUUGGCAUCGAGUUGAGGAACGAGGAUGUAGGAAAUGGGUACAGUUAUAGUGCGGUCCACAGUGUCCUGCUGACAGCGGCCAAGUGUUUCGCUGAAGAACUUCUCCGUACUUCGCUUGCAGACCAGACAAGUCUCGCCAACGACCCACAGCUUCCAUCCAUCUGGACGGGGUCAUCAGUGUCCACUCUAGUUCGCCUGGAGCACGUGUACCGAGCGAGUCGCGCCCACCGCGCCAACAUCCUGAGCGCUCACGGGCUCGGCUCCGAGAGGAAGCAGACGCACGCGCUCUAAUAUACCGCCUUAUAUCA